UGCGUCAGUGUAUUGGAUGGGUGAGAGUCGCACCGCCAGCUGCUGUGGAUAUAUCUGACAGUGCAGCAAGCAGCAGCAGUUCUGGCAUUAAGCAGUGUAGUAGUAGCAGCGGCAACAGCGAAGCAAACUGUGAAUCAAGGAAGGAGGAUGUCACGUCUGUCUGUUGCUGUUACAGAAUAGUUGACGAGGCUCGUCCGAGUUUUUCGUGCACGAGCUCAAACCGGGCAAUUCCCCGGCAAUAAUGCCAGGAUGUCAAGCUUCAAUAGGAAUGCCACUGUUCAGAAAACAGCAGCUGUGAUUGACUAUGACCGCCAAUUCAAGGAAGACUUAGAGCGAGCACAAGCCCUAAGUUUAGAAAGUUUGGCUUUGGAAAAGUUUAGGCAGCAGAAGCAACAAGCUCAGUAUGGGAACAACUGUACACAGGAGAGCUUCAACAUUCAGAGCUCGAGUUCUAGUAUUUCUAAUUGUAAGACAACAGAGACUAAUGGCUCUUCUACCGAAAAUAAAUUCCAGUUGAGGAGUAGGCCUAGGCCUGAAAGUAAUUCAAACCAGUCUAGAAAUGGAAUGAUUGUACAUAUCCAGCCUCCUCCUAUCCCAAGUAGAAGGAACUCAACAACAAACAAAAAACCUGCAGCUGAUUUGAUCAAUUUCACAAGUCCUGUAAAGCAAGAUAGCUUGUCAGAAUAUUGUAGUGCUCCUCCAAUGUUACCUCCAAAAACUAUAAUAGAACCAAAAUGGGACAACCAUCCAGGAUUAAUGAGGAAAAAUUCACGUGUUUCAAGAAGUAAUAGUUCAGCUGCAGCAUAUCAAACAACAGAUUUUAGAUAUAACAUGGCAACAGCUCCAAUCCCAGGACCAAAAUGCUCAACAGCUCCUUCUACUCCAGGCACGCCUAGCAUCAGUCCCGUUUCAUCCAGAUCUGGAAGUAUUUGUAAUAAUAUUCCCGAUAUAAUUCCACAGCUUACCUGGAAUCGUUAUAUAUUUAGAACUUACAUUCUCCAGAUACCGCCGUUGCCAGUGAAUUAUAGACCGGCAAUCGCUCCACCACCACCACCACCUGCAUUAAAUAAUCUUCGGCAGUCGCCUUACGCUGCUGAUGAUUCGCAUUUGAGUGUAUUAAAAGUCGUCGAAAAGAAACCUAAUAAUAAUCUUAUCGAUCUUUGCGUUUAUGAUCAUAAACGUGUCGAGGACAAGGGCAAUGUUCGAGUGAGCGUACUCGAGGCUUUUGAUCCUCUCCUUACCAAGGUCUCUCCCAGUAAACCUGAUGAGCCGUCGAGGAGCGCCAAGGAUUCUGACGAUGAUACUCAAUCAGCAAUGGAGCGAUCUGUCUACGAUCCGUUCGAUCCGUUCGAUUAUAUGUACAGUACAAGUGAAACAGUCAAUUCAGACCCAGUGUAUGCCGCUGUUGAUAAAUCCAUGAAGUCGCCAGCAACUUCUCCAGCUGCGCCUCCUCCACUUCCUCCUAGAAAUUCAUCCGCAUGGAAUACCAUUGAGAGAAGACGAACGUCAUUAGACAGACGGCAAAAACGACAAACACGUUUGUAUGAAAAUGUAAAUGUUGUGAAAGCCCGUGCGUCUCUACACGAUUGCGAUCUAUUGGCAUUCCAUAAGAUGGUCAAAUCAGUCAGAGGGGAAUUUCCAUUUAAUGAUCCAAGUACAAAUAUAGGCCACGUGGUCAGCCCUAUGAUUGAUAGUUCAUAUCCAGAUAGCACAAGCAUUAAAUUAGUAGUACAUUCUAAAAUGUUAAGUGAUACUAAAGACAGAUCACCGUCUAUAUCAUUUACCUGUGACGUGAAUUGCAACAUAGAACAUGUAAUUCUCAACGUUGCUUGCUCAUUAGAAGACGAAGAUACUGUUAAUGUCGAUAAGUACUGUCUUCGAGUCUGGGGUUUGGCUGAAUAUUUGGCUGCAAAUACUAGUCUUGCGCAGUACGAGUAUGUUCAUCAAUGCAUUAAAUUAGAAAAGGAUAUUGAACUUGCCAUUGAAACUAAAGCCCAAAUGAAAAGAUCUAUUGCUCGAAGCGUACUUGAUGAUAAUCGAGAACAGUGCCUAAAACUCGAAGAUAUUCUUCCGAACGAGCCGCUUCAGCCCAUUUCUUAUGAUACCCUUCUCAUUUUACUAGAAACGGUUGAGAAGGAAAUGGAGCGCGUCGAAACUACAGCAGCACAAUUAGCCAUUUCAAACAACGGACAGAGCCUCCUGGGCCAACUACAACCACGAGGUGUAGUGCAAGCUGUAAAAGCAGUCUGUGCGCUGAUGGGUAACGUUGAGACGUACGAAAUAUCUGAGGCAGUCGACAAUUUCGUAAACGCUUGCUGCAAAUUCUUACCGCAAGUGCAUACUGCCAAUAUUGAGUGUAAAAAGCCGGAGAUUUUGCACGAAGAUGGUGACUAUUCCGUUGUGACGUUGAGAACAAAAUUUCCGGACGUAAUUUCGUCACAUUGCAAUAAAAUCCGAGAUGCUGUGCAAGAUCUCGUGGAGACGUUUUGUCACGCCUUCUGCGUCGAUUUUCAACUCAACAGUCGAGGCGAAAAUCCUACGAAUAGCUUAGUUUCGUCGCAGGUAAUAGACACGGUUUUAGUAAGAGUUGGAGCAUUACACAGAUUACCAAGCUCAUGGAAGCAUGACGACUACAUUGUCGCCGCACAAAUUUUUCACGGCACACGUCCUGUUGGCAAUCCUGUGCUAUCCGAGCCUAUGACUGUUGGACAGUCGAACUUUUACCCUAGAAUUCUAUUUAAUUCUUGGUUAGAAUUUCGAGGCGUGAGUGUAUGCCAAGUCCCACGAGAAGCGAGAUUAGUGCUCGUUCUUUACGGUAGGACUCAGCAGACCGAUGAAAAUCACGAGUCGAAUUCGAGUCAGGGAUUCAUGGAGAAAGAAGAACUAGGUUGGGGAGCUAUUCAGUUCUUUGAUUACGACGGUGUCAUGAGCCAGGGAAGCUUUUUUCUAUCAUUAUGGCCAGCCAUAGCGGAUAAGAGAUUAGGUCCUGCGCCUGCGCCCGGAAUCCAUCCGCACGGUAAUACACAUCCAAUAAUCGGUUUGGAAUUGCCGGAUUACGGUGGGAAAGUACUAUUCCCUACAGAGUUGCGAGAUCACGAUAUUGAAUCUCUUGAUUUUAAUUCCUUGGAUCAAAAUACUCAGGAAUUGCUUUUAUAUAUUACAGAACAAGAUACUUUCUCAAGACCGCCAGUGGAUGAGCGAGAAAUUUUGUGGGAAAAGAGGCAUUAUUUACAUGAAAAGCCUGAGGCCCUACCAAAAGUUCUCCUUGCGGCUCAUAGUUGGGACUGGGCCUGUCUACCCGAUUUACAUGCUUCGUUGCGUGUUUGGAGUCCACUUCCGUCCGUCCAAGCCCUUCAGUUGUUAUUACCAUGUUUCCCGGAUACGAAAGUUCGAGAAUUGGCAGUGGAGCGCAUAAGAGAGCUCACAAACGACGAGUUAAUUGAUUAUUUGCCUCAAUUACUACAAGCACUGAAACAUGAAACGUACGAAGCUUCGCCGCUCGCUCGAUUUUUAUUGGAAAGAGCAUUAAUUUCGCCCCGCGUUGCCCAUUAUAUUUAUUGGUUAUUGAAUCAAGCGUUACCCGGUCAAAGCCCUCAAAACUCUGCAGAAACUUCAUUGCAAGAUGACAAAAGCUUGAGCUUCGCACGGUACCAUCGCAGAUUACAAUUAAUGCUUCGUGCCUUACUAGCGGUUAUUGGCGAUGCUCUGCGAAAUAGCUUCCUUGCGCAACAAUUCCUUGUUAAAAAUUUACACGAAGUAGCGGAGAAUAUAAAGACGACCAAAGAAUCUUUAAGACUUGAAACAUUAAAGCUUGGAUUGCAAAACAUUAACAGUUCAUUGGUUGAGGAUGAGGGAACAUGCCUGCCAUUGUCUCUUAGUCGACAAGUCGUUGGGAUUAAUGUUCAAACUUGUUCCUAUUUUCCGUCUUUUACAUUACCACUUAAGAUUAACUUUGUCGGGUGCGAUAAUGUUAUUAGUCCUGCAAUUUUCAAGGUCGGCGAUGACUUGCAACAAGACAUGUUGACUCUACAAAUGGUCCGAAUAAUGGAUAAACUUUGGCUGAAGGAAGGCCUCGACUUAAAAAUGGUUGCCUUUGCGUGCGUACCAACUGGUCAUAAACGUGGAAUGAUCGAAAUGGUUACCAAUGCUGAGACUUUGAGGAAAAUUCAAGUAGAGUUCGGUCUCACUGGUUCUUUCAAGGAUCGUCCAAUUGCUGAAUGGUUGGCUAAACACAAUCCUUCGGAGUUAGAAUACCAACGCGCCGUAGAAAAUUUCACCGCUUCAUGUGCGGGUUACAGCGUAGCUACUUAUAUUUUGGGUAUUUGUGAUAGGCACAACGAUAACAUUAUGCUUAAAACUUCUGGACACUUAUUUCACAUUGAUUUUGGGAAAUUUUUGGGAGAUGCACAGAUGUUUGGUAAUUUCAAAAGAGAUCGUACACCAUUUGUAUUGACUUCGGAUAUGGCCUAUGUAAUUAACGGUGGAGACAAACCAUCGGCGAAAUUCCAUCACUUUGUUGAAUUAUGCUGCCAGGCAUUUAAUAUUGUUAGAAAACAUGGAAACUUAAUUUUGCAUCUUUUCGGAUUGAUGACUUCCUCGGGUAUACCUGGAGUGACAAUGGAUGCAGUGAGUUAUGUCCAACGAGCCCUGCUACCAGGACAAACGAAUCCUGAGGCUGCGGCGACCUUCGCCAGAAUGAUCGAGAGCUCGCUAAAGAGCUGGUUCACGCAAUUCAACUUCUUUUUACACAAUCUUGCUCAAUUAAGGUUCAGCGGAGAACAUAACGAUGGAGAGCUAUUGUCCUUCAUUCCCAAGACUUACACAAUGCAACAAGAGGGUCAAUUAACGAGUGUACAAGUUCACGGUUACCAAAAGAGAUACGACCCAGAGAAGUAUUAUAUGUACAUUUUAAAAAUUCAAAGGAAAAGCCAGACGGAUCCCACCUACUUAUUCAGAUCUUACAAAGAAUUCUGCGAAUUCUAUCAAAAAUUGUGCAUACAUUUUCCUCUUGCAAAAGUUACUGGGUUGCCUAGUGGAAUGAGUGUCGGACGAUCGAAUAUCAAGCAAGUUGCGGACAAAAGACGUGCCGAUAUUGAAAAAUUUUUACAGAGCCUAUUUGAAAUGGCUCCAGAAAUUUCGCAAAGCGAUCUUGUGUACACCUUUUUCCAUCCACUUUUACGUGAUCAACAGAAUGCUGAUAUACAUCUUCGCAAAGUUAAAGUUGGUAAUUGGUGGGCUGAGAAGAAAGUCAGAGAAAAAGCCCAAGGUGGUCAAAUAAAAUUAUCCCUCAAUUACACCCGUGGAACAUUUUGCGUUAUGGUUUAUCAUGCGCGAGGAUUACCAAAAGUGGCUAAUGCUCAGGAGCCCAACACCUAUGUAAAAGUCUAUUUAAAGCCAGAUCCAACAAAAGCAACGAAGCGGAAGACAAAAGUUGUUAAGAAGAAUUGCCAUCCGUCAUUUAUGGAAAUGUUGGAGUAUCGAAUGCCUAUUGGAGUGAUUAAAGAAAGGACUUUGGAAGCGACAAUAUGGAACCAUGACACUCUACAAGAGAACGAAUUUCUGGGUGGUAUCCGCUUGCCACUUAGUCGGAUAGAUUUAACGAAGGAAAUCAUCGAAUGGUUUCCGCUGGGCGGUAUUCGAUGAAUAAUCGUGCAACAGAUGAUAAUGUCUGUUUUGUACUAAGGCUGUGGUGAGAGAAUUUAUAGUUGAUCUACGUCCGGUGGUUUAUUUCACGUGUUCAAACGAUGCGCACAAUUACUGAGAUGCAAAAAAAAAAGAAAAAGAAAGAAAAAAGAAAAAAAUUAACAAAUAACUACACGAAAUGACAAGAAUAAUAUUUUCAAACAUGUAGUUUUUUUACACGAAAUCUUUCGCGUUUUAUACACAAGCUACUGCGUUGCUUAUUAAAUGAUAUCAUUGUGAUUUAUACAAAAGAAAAUGCUUGCUACCAAGCCAGAAAUCAAACUGGUAUGAUCAAUUGUGCAAGUUUGGAUACGAUUUAUUUAUUCAUAGUGAAUUGAUUUUUUUACGAAUUUAUUAUCAAUAUACAUGUACAUAGAGUUAUUAAUAAAUUUUUCACUGCUGUAGCGGUAUAAUUGAUAGUUUAAUAGUAAGGCUGCGAUUUUAAGUCCAAAAAUAACGAUAUUUCUCACUUAUAAUCUUAACAUUAUUUCAAAAAAUACAUUACCUGCAAGUAUACACGCUAAGAUACCGAAAUGUUCUCGCGAAUUCAGCAAUGUAACCUUUACAUUAAGCAAGCAGUAUGUAUGUAUUAUUAUAAAUAUUCAAUGAUUGUAAUCAUCUAAUUUUGUCAAUUAUACAAACUUAUCGUUAAUAUAAUUUGAUGUCUUUAUUAUACUUAUUACGUUUAUUAUUAUUAUUUUAAUUUUUAUUGUCAUUAAUAUUGUUAUGUGCUUCAUAUUGACUGCGCUAUUAUGAUAUUAAAAUGAUCAAAUACGUCAUUUUUAUUGUCGGCAUAAUUGAAUGAAAAAAUAAAUUUAAUACUUUCUAUGAAGAACUG
Molecule: messenger RNA, 6520 nt
Organism: Phymastichus coffea
Lineage: Eukaryota; Metazoa; Arthropoda; Insecta; Hymenoptera; Eulophidae
Gene: Pi3K68D
Product: phosphatidylinositol 4-phosphate 3-kinase C2 domain-containing subunit beta
Exons: 26
Coding region: 250-5643 (1797 amino acids)
Biological process (GO): phosphatidylinositol-3-phosphate biosynthetic process; phosphatidylinositol-mediated signaling; phosphatidylinositol 3-kinase/protein kinase B signal transduction
Cellular component (GO): plasma membrane; cytoplasm; phosphatidylinositol 3-kinase complex
Molecular function (GO): phosphatidylinositol binding; 1-phosphatidylinositol-4-phosphate 3-kinase activity; 1-phosphatidylinositol-3-kinase activity
Source: RefSeq, a predicted model, not a curated record